Messenger RNA from Guyanagaster necrorhizus, 990 nucleotides. Its product is annotated as alpha/beta-hydrolase. The record is from RefSeq and is a predicted model, not a curated record. Bases 1 to 990 code for a protein of 329 amino acids. Gene Ontology annotation, molecular function: catalytic activity. The transcript has 5 exons. Lineage: Eukaryota; Fungi; Basidiomycota; Agaricomycetes; Agaricales; Physalacriaceae.
AUGGAUCAAUCCCUCUACAAAGACUUCAUCACCUCUCGAGGUUUUACUUACCACUACCUGUUCUCGGCGGGGGAUGCCUCUAAGCCUGUCUUGCUCUUCCUUCAUGGCUUCCCAAGCACCUCAUACGACUGGAAGCAUCAGGUAGCCUUCUUCAAAGAGAAUGGCUACCCGCUCAUCGUCCCAGACAUGCUGGGAUAUGGAGGAACGUCCAAACCUGUCGAUCCUAUGCAGUACAGGCACAGAUUGCUGGCCCAGGAUAUCCUCGAGAUCCUGGAUGCGGAGAAGAUCAUGCGUGUCAUCGCUAUUGGGCAUGAUUGGGGUUGCGUUGUAACCAGCCGUCUAGCGGAUUAUUAUCCCGAUCGAUGCUUGGCAUACGGGUUUCUAGCUGCUGGGUACUACCCAGCUAACCAUCCCUUGUCAUAUGAAGCAGCGAUGCAGCUGAUGAAGUCAAUGAUCGGCACCGAGUUGAUUGGGUACUGGGAUUUCUUUGCUGAAGACGGCGCGGACGUAAAGAUUGACAAGAACCUUGAGUCAAUGUAUAGCCUUCUGUACUGUGCGGAUCACGAUCUCUGGAAGGACUAUAUGCAGCCUAUUGGAGGGCUAAGGUCAUGGGUAGAGAGCAACCGGACGACUGCGGUUGGUCUGUACUUGACCGAAGAGGAUCAGCGUAUCCAGAAGGGGGAACUACGCAAGGGUGGUAUCGCAGGUCCGCUCUGUUACUAUAAGGUCGUGCGCACUAGCAUCAUGGCAGAUGACUCCAAAGCAAAUCCUCCCAAGAUCAUGAAAGUGACCAAGCCUGUUUUCUUUGGUGGGGCUUCGAAGGACUAUGUCUGCUUUUCCAGCAUGAACCUGGCGGGCACAAAAAACAAUUGCGAGGAUACGACUGCCCAUGUCUACGAUGCAGGUCAUUGGGUGCAGAUAGAGGCCAAAGAUGAGGUAAAUCGGGAUAUGUUGGCAUGGAUUCAGGCUGUCGAGAUCAAGACGGCGUAA